ACCAAAUGUAAAUCUACUAAAUAAUCAGAAGUUUAUAUAUUGGGACUAAACUUCGACUUAGAAGUUUUCACUUUUCAGCCAUUUGACGACUUGCGAGUUCUUUGCUAGAGCUCAGCUCACUCCUUCAUUUCCAUGGAAGCUUAGACACCCAGUAGGUUUUUGCUUAAAUGGAUUGGGCAUUCGUCCACAAAGCUUGGGACAAAUGGGCUUCCGGCAGCAUUGGCACCUUCGGUCAGCCAUUGAAAGCUGCUCUGUUGAUUAAUUAUGACCCAACUGGACCUUCCCGCUUGCUUUCAACCAUUGCAGAACAAGAAGGAAUAUUGCUUAAUCCCAUAGAACUGAAUCAGUUUGUCGAUUUCAUCAAACGUGACAAACCCCAAAAUGAGAGUUUCAGCAUUGGCUUAAAUCAAUACAUAAUGACAUCAGUUCAUGAGAAUUGGUUUUGUGCAAGGUGCAUGAACACUAUAAAGCAUGCCGGUGAAGGUGUUAUUAUAGUGCAAACAACAGCAUUUAUUUUGAUUGCUAUGUAUGAUGGUUCAAUUGCAGCAGCAUCUCGGGCGAUGGCAGCGGCCGAUCAGUUAUCGUGGGUAUUAGCCAGGAAAAAUCUCUAGUUGCGUUAAAGUAAAACCUUGUGUGACAAAUCUUUCUUAUAGAAAAAAAUGACAAGUCCUUGACCCAUUGUCUAACUGCUGUAGAAAGCACCAGAGUUUUUCCUACCAUGAUGCAAAAUUUUUCUUUAAACAAAUUAUAAAAAUAUAGGACUGCUACGAGUGUUAUCUAAUAUAAUUUUUCAAAUGUUAAAUAGGAUCAAAGUUGUAGUGUGGAUGUCUAUGUAAUACUUUCCUUUUUGGGAUUUGAAUUUUAUUGAUUGUGAUUCAAUUUUC
This is a messenger RNA of Cucumis melo (muskmelon), 884 nucleotides long. RefSeq lists its product as uncharacterized. Lineage: Eukaryota; Viridiplantae; Streptophyta; Magnoliopsida; Cucurbitales; Cucurbitaceae. The transcript has 5 exons. The record is from RefSeq and is a predicted model, not a curated record. Bases 168 to 611 code for a protein of 147 amino acids. Gene Ontology annotation, molecular function: actin binding.